AUGCCUUCGUCCAGGUCACAUACCGAUCACGCGGAGCCGGGCUCCUCACGCGACCGUCACACUUCUUCCACCCACAAACGGCGAGAGCGCUCGGGAUCCAAGGAGCGACACACAGACAGCCAUUCAAAGCGACACAGAGAAGACGACGACGAUAGUCGAGGUCACAGCUCCCGCUCGCACGACCGCUCAGACAGACGACACAGGCCCGACCACGAGCGCAGCCACAGAGAUCGAGACCGGGACCACGACCGAUCGGGCCGUUCAAGGCAUGAGCGCGAUGCACAUCGUCACGAACGCAGCUCAAAACGGCGCGAGACGUCCGAGGAGCGCCGCGUCCGCAAAGCUGCAAAGCGAGCCGACAAGCUCAAGCAGCUCCAAGACAGCUUUGCCGACGAAGAGACCUCGGCUGCCGAGCGCACAGCCGUAGCAGAGCUCAUGAUGUAUUCGGCCGAGGACAAUCCUUUCAACGACGCCAAUCUGGGUCAAAAGUUCAAGUGGGGCAAGAAGGAGGACAAGGAGCGCAAGCAGGGCCUUACGCGAGAAGACGCCGAGAGACGCGAUGCCGAGCGCCGCCGAGAGGCCAUGGCCGAGAUCGAGAAGCUCAACGCGAAACGUGCCGAGCGCGAAGCGCAGGCGGCUCUGCGUGAAGAAGAGGAGUCUCGCAUGGCUCGUCUUGCCGAGUCCGCACAGAUGGCCAGCUGGGUCGCCAAGGAGGACGACUUCUACCUCGAACAGGCGCACCGCCGCGCCGUCAUCCGCGUCAAGGAGAACCGCGCCAAGCCGAUCGAUCUGCUGAGCAUCAAUCUCAAAUGGGCCGACCCCAACAUCGUCGCCGAGCACGAAAACAAGCAGGAUGACGACGACGACGAGGCGGGUCUCGAGAUCGACCUGGACGAGCCAUACUCGAUCUUCGAGGACCUCAGUCUCGAGGAGACACAAGAGCUUCAUCAGGAUAUCCAGAUGUACCUCUCGCUCGACAAGCAAGACUCCAACCUCGACUUCUGGCGAUCCAUGCUCAUCGUGUGCGACGACAAGCUCGAAGAGCUCAACGAGGAGCAGGCUAGUGCCACUGCGCCGGGCGUCGAUGUGGCAUCCAAUGCGCGCCAGGAUCCCGAAGAGCGCGGGCGGAUCAACACGAUGCUCGCUUCCAAGACAACCGACGAGCUGCAUCAGCUGCAGGAGCACGUGCGUGCCAAGCUGGCUUCCGGCGAGCCUGUCGAUGUCGAGUACUGGGAGAGGGUGCUCAAGUCGAUCGUGGUGUGGCGCGCCAAGGCGCGGCUUCGAGAUAUGCACGAAGCGGUGCUCUCGAAUCGCCUCGAGUAUCUGCGUCGCAAGCAGCGCGACGAAGCGGUACGACACGAGCAGGAGCUCGUGCAUCAGACGGGCGCGGCCAUGAACGACGAGGACGCAGAGGCGUUGGAUCAGCCCGAUGACGCUAGGGCCCAAGCCGAGGCGCAAGAGGCUGCGCUGGAAGCGCUCUUUGAUGCGGACGAGAUGGAGCCGCGACCGAUCGAUGAGUCGCGCCUGAGCUACGAAGACCGUCGUCUGGCGGUGCGCGACCUGCGUGCGGACCUGGAAGAGCUUGUGCAGGCUCGGCGACAGGUGACGCAGCAGCUCUUUAUCCCCAAGGUGCGUGCUACCGAAGCGUCUCCCGACGCGCCUGGCACCGACGAGAAUGCGGCGGAACGCAUGUUCAUGCAGGAAGCCAGCCGGGCGCUCGAUGUGAGCGAGGAGGUGAUGGACGGGCAGGCCGAAGUGGUUUCGCACCAGACGUACCAGUGGGAGGACAAGUAUCGACCGCGCAAGCCGCGCUUCUUCAACCGCGUGCACACCGGUUUCGACUGGAACAAGUACAACCAGACGCACUACGACUCGGACAAUCCGCCACCCAAGACGGUGCAGGGCUACAAGUUCAACAUCUUCUAUCCGGACCUCAUCGACAAGACGGUGGCGCCUACUUACAAGAUCACCAAGGAAGCCGGGCAGGACGAUACCGUGCUGCUGCGAUUCAGUGCGGGACCGCCGUACGAGGAUAUCGCGUUCCGCAUCGUGAAUCGCGAGUGGGAGUAUAGCCACAAGCGAGGAUUCCGGAACAGUUUUGAUCGAGGCGUGCUGCAGCUGCACUUUAACUUUAAGCGGCUGCGGUAUCGCAAGUAG
Molecule: messenger RNA, 2157 nt
Organism: Moesziomyces aphidis
Lineage: Eukaryota; Fungi; Basidiomycota; Ustilaginomycetes; Ustilaginales; Ustilaginaceae
Source: the annotation of a GenBank genome assembly